AGGGAGGACAGGCAGGGAACCAGCAUUAUAGAGAGGGAGAGCACGAACAAGACAACAGGAGAUACGCUUGGGAACAGCAGCCCACUAAAUAGAGACAGAGCAGUGUUUGCAAAACGACAUAACCUGUGUGUCUGUCUUUCUGUGUGUGUGUGUGUGAGUGUGUGAGCUGAGUUUGUUUCCACGGUUCUCCUGAGGCCGUGGCAGCCAUGGCAUCAGAGCCUAACACCCAGUCCAGGGUGAUGUUCCAGGCGGCGGACAAAACCGAGGAGCCGGCGCACCGCAAGCUGGGCAAGUUGACAGUUAAAUACAACCGUAAGGACCUGCAGAGGAGGCUGGAUAUCGAGGAGUGGAUCGAUGGUCAGCUGCACCUGCUGUUUGACUGCGAGGAGGAGGAGAUUCCAGAGUUAGAGAUUGACAUAGAUGAGCUCCUGGAGCUGACAGACGAAGGGCAGAGAACCCGUCUGCAGGAGCUGUUGCAGGAAUGUGGAAAGCCAAAAGAGGACUUUAUCAACGGGCUGCUCUACAGGAUAAAGGGUCUACGCAAAAUGUCAGGUCCCUUGAAGAAAUAAUUAUAGGUCAACUAAAGAAUUGAGACAAUGUGGAGCCUCCGAUCUUCCCCUCUCCCACAUGUCAACUGCAACAUGUCAGUGGGACUCUCUUCCUGCCCUUCGCCCCCCCUCCUGGGUCAGCAUCAAUCUUAACACCAGAGGAGUUUUGAAUGGAUUUUUUUUAUUCUUUCACUUAAAUUCAUGGGCUGCUAUAACAUUUUUUCUCCCAUAAACAAACCAAUUAUGCACAUGUGAUCAAAGAUGUACUGACUUUUUUUUUUUUUGCGUAAGACUGUACAUUUUUCGUUUGCAUAUUUAUGUACAUAAAUAUUUUUUGUUCUAAUAACAGUGUUGUAUGUGGAAAUAAAAUUGAACAUUUUCAAGACAAGGCUGUUGAUAUUGACAUGUCCAUUACACCCAUCAAUUUAAAGUACAACUAAAACUAUGCACAGUUGCUCUUUAUUACUGCUCUAAAAACACUCAUUUGCCUUUAAGUUCACAGAAUACAAGCUUCUGUUUUCUGGCACAAAUCUUUCAACAGACCGAUGGAAACAAAAGAGACGUUGACAUGUCAAGUCUAGGAGUAAACACAGUGGAAUCAGCAGCAGGGAAUUGCCAUUAAGUAUGCAUCCAUUAUCUUCAUCCAUUUCCUGUCUGUGGUGCGUGUAUGACAUGGCCAGAUGAGGCCAACACAGUAACGGCCUCCAUGCAAACCUUAAUGGAACAGGCCCCCCAGAGGAAAAGUGUAAUUAUGGUUUCUCUAGCUUGACAGUAAUGCACACAGAUGAAACUACACUCUGGCCUUCUCUCUGUCCUACACACAGGGUCUCUCUCCAUUUUAGUAAUUCGCUCAGCUCCCCCACCCCCAAACUUCCACUCUCUGACACAGAGGCCAUCCAUACUGUAAGCAUACACUUCCGACAAAGGCCUGGCAGCGGGACGUUUUGUGUCAAGUGAUGAUAUCAGUGAUUGCUUCAGUGUUAUAAAAUAAAACUGAAAAGAUGUGACAUGCUGUAGCACCUCACUCUCCUGCAUUCUUUAUAACGGAAUUACACACAAGGACAAGGAAGGCAAGGCUCAUGUCACACUUGCAGCCAAACAUAGAUUACAAGAGUGACUGCAGUGCCUGCCAAAAUAAAACAAAGCCCUCAGUAAUCCCUUUAUACUGACUCCUCCGUGUACAGCAUCCCG
This is a messenger RNA of Eleginops maclovinus (Patagonian blennie), 1739 nucleotides long. It is a transcript of the gene ppp1r14d, whose product is annotated as protein phosphatase 1 regulatory inhibitor subunit 14D. The coding region runs from base 207 to 569 and encodes 120 amino acids. Gene Ontology annotation, cellular component: cytoplasm. The transcript has 4 exons. NCBI's taxonomy places the organism in Eukaryota, Metazoa, Chordata, Actinopteri, Perciformes, Eleginopidae. Gene Ontology annotation, biological process: regulation of phosphorylation. The record is from RefSeq and is a predicted model, not a curated record. Gene Ontology annotation, molecular function: protein serine/threonine phosphatase inhibitor activity.